Tarenaya hassleriana is the source of this 2563-nucleotide messenger RNA. RefSeq lists its product as uncharacterized. The transcript is spliced from 10 exons. The coding region runs from base 426 to 1700 and encodes 424 amino acids. The record is from RefSeq and is a predicted model, not a curated record. NCBI's taxonomy places the organism in Eukaryota, Viridiplantae, Streptophyta, Magnoliopsida, Brassicales, Cleomaceae.
ACUUGAUACGUAUUGUAUUCUCUUUUUGUUUUCUUCUGAUUUCUCUCUCUCACUCUCUCUCUCUCUCUUUGUGAUUAUAUUAUGUUGUAACGCUAAUGUAACUGAAAGUUUUGUAUCUUUCUACUUCAUUCAUAUGGGAUUAACCGGACAGAUAUUUUCUGUCAUUUAGUUCUAAGACCUGAGUUGCUUGCCCAGAAUGUAUGUUCUGUGGUGGUUGGUAGUUGUUAGAUUCAUGUUUCUCACUACAUUAGUAUGGUGGGUUAUUGUGAUUUAGGAGUGUAAUGAUUGCAAAAGUGUGAAAGGCCGUUCCUUGUGAUUUGGCCUAUUUGGAUUGGUUGCUUAAACAGCUCAGUUGUGGAAUUGGAGAAAGGUGAAGAGAAGUGUUUGGCUGUGAAUAUGGACUGGACUUGAAGGGACCUUUCAGAAUGGACUGGUUACCCGAUUUUCCUGAAACUUCUAUAGGCCGGGAGUUUCAGAAGGGUGAUGACAAUGUUGGCCAUGCGAGCGAGGACAAAACGAUCGACGGGUUGCAUUUUCUCAUGGAUCCUAAACAUGAGAAUGACUCAGUGGACGGUUUCUUAGGACUUGGUAAGGAGAAUAAUGGGAGCGGUUUUAAGAUGGAGGAAGUUUGCCUUGGAUUUGACUUUGAGAUUUGGCCAAAUUAUGGUGGACUGGACUCUUAUAGUGCUCUAGAGGAGGAAGCAGGUUUAAAGCUUGAUAUUUUCAAUGGGUUCUUGGAUGAGGUUGAUGAAGUGGAACAUAUCUACGAAUCUCAAGAUCCAUUUCCUAUCGACACUGAGGGGACAGUGAAGGUUUCUGAAUUUGAUAAUGACCUUUAUGUUGCUCCAAACUCAAGUUCAGAAUCCCGUUCUCCCGGGAUUAGUGGAAGCAUUGGGCUGUCAACGUCCCUGAAAGAAACUGUUCGAGAACCCGAGGCUCAGAAUGUAUCCUGUGACAAGGUUGUCUAUGAAGAACCAUUCAAUGGCAUUUUAGGCUCCAUUUCAAAUGAUUGCCAGAGUCUAUGCGAGUCAGAAGACGACAAAAAACCUCUUGCCACUUUCAUUGCCUCCCAAGCCAAACUUGGCAGAGAUCAGAAGAAGUGUAAUGCUACUCGAAGGUCGGAUUCUCUUGGUAGAACCAUUUCUCCUCCAUCAUAUGACCUCCGGCCUCGGAAAGGAAUUCUAAACAAAUGUCACCCUAAACAGCAGAACACCCGAUCUGAUAAUGAAGUUACAACAUCUGAGAGCGAAGAGGACGAGUUUUCUUUGUCGGAAACCUCGAAAAGCACAUGUGACAGGAGAAAACAUCAGAGGAUGUGGACACUCUCCGAGGUUGUCAAAUUGGUUGACGGUAUUUCUGAGUUUGGUGUGGGAAGGUGGACAAAUAUAAAGAACCUCUUCUUUCAAUCUGCUUCUCACCGUACACCUAUCGAUCUCCGGGACAAAUGGCGUAAUCUUCUCAGAGCUAGUUAUGCUAUCAAGCGUAACAACGGAGAGGUUGAAGAAGAAUCAAAGAGCCAUGCCCGUCCUGUCCCGAAGCAUAUUCUACACCGUAUCCGUGAGCUUGCCACCCUCCAUCCAUAUCCCUAUUCAAAGUCUUCGCCUUUCGUCAGUGACGGUUCUCAAGCUCAGCCCUCUGUCGAUGCUCGAACAGUAACCAAGUCGAGGAAGAAGAAAAAGAAGAAGAAGAAGAGAUGUUGAUAUAUAUAUAUAUACACCAAGGAAGCGACUCUUCAACGGAGUAAAGCAAAAGCAGCUGUAAAAAAGGUACUAACGUUUGCAUUUUAAGGGUAAUUUUUUUUUUUUUGUUCUCUUUCGGAAGUUUUCACUUUCCCUUUGUUAGGACACCCAAAUACAUUAACCAGCUCUCUACUUCUUCUGUGAAACAAGACGGACUUCAAAUCGAAACAAGGUUCCUUUCCUUUCCUCUCCUUUCCCGUUUGGAUAAAACCUUUGUCAUGUUUUCAUUUCUUGAUUAGUUCCAAUGUACAAUAGCAUUUCAUCACGCAUAUGCAUGCAUAUAUACAUACACCCUUUUCUUCUCCAUGCAGCAUAUGCUUACAGGAUACAUCACCGAAAAGCCCAGACCUUUAAAACCAAAACCAAGAACGCACACAUUAACAUUAACCCAUCAUCAUAGUGUUUCCCUUAGUUACGUUAUUUAGACUUUUGCAUUCUAUUGUUCUUGGUGGUGUUUCUUGGUGAAACUAGCCGUUGCCGUCGUCCCCUCUGCUUCCCCAGUUGUUGUCGUAGUUUUGUCUAGGGAUGUUGUGGUGGUUGUCUACGACCCGUCUCUCCGGGUAACCAUCCGUCGUUGUUGUUUUCGCCUCGACGGAUUUGCCCUUUUGAAGUUGAUGCCUCAGCUCUUGCCCGUAAACCCCUCCCACACUGACACUACCAAUACCUCUCCUCCCUCCUCCCUCAGCCGAGCAGCAGUGACUCACCACAAGCAAAACCAACAAGAUCUUUGUCUGAACUUGCAUUGCAUCUUGUUCCUUGUUCCUUGUUCCUUGUUGGUGUUGUGCUCUUUUAAUAAGAAGAGUGAAGAGUGGGAAUUGAGAUCA